UGUGGUGGCCACCACCACCACAAGCUCUCGCUUCAGAGUGGUGAAGCUGGACUCUAGCUCUGGGCCCGGGAGUGCCCCAUUGGCGCUCACCUCUGGAGCUUUACCAUGUGUCACCCAGAAAAUGCCUUCUAAUGUGGGCGGCCCUCAAGAAAGUGUUUCCCAGGCUGCUCCUUCAAGUAUCGCCACUCAGCCUACAGGGAUUGCGGUCCCAGGAUCUAUCUCUGGAAUGCACAGCUCUGCUGCAGGCACUACAGUUAGCGUAGUUAAUCCCCAGACCAGCAGUGUUAGUAAUGUGAAUAUGUUGAGCUCUGCCAAUGUGCCUGUGAGAGGGGGGAUCAGCACAAGUGCUAGUACUAGCAGUGGAGGCUAUCCUCUCAAUGUGAUGAGCAGCAGUGGUGGGAGCGGUGGAGGAGGUGCUGCUGCUCCAGCUGGGAGCAACCUUAUGGGCACUACUAGCAUGAUUCAGCAACACCAAAACUUAAACUCCAGCAUUGCUAUGACUGCUUCAACUACUGUUGCUGCUGUUGCUGUGAGUGCCUCUGGAGGUGUAGGGGUCCCCAGCGGGAACCAUGGAAGAGUUGGAUCAGCUGUGCAGCAGCCUGCGAGUGCACCUGUUACAGCUGCGACUACAGCUCCUGUAUCAUCUGCUCCUCCGGCCCCUGUGGUGGCCACCACCACCACAAGCUCUCGCUUCAGAGUGGUGAAGCUGGACUCUAGCUCUGAGCCCUUCAAGAAGGGCAGAUGGACUUGCACUGAAUUCUAUGAUAAGGAGACCCCAGCCCCUGCCCCCCCCUCUUCUUCUGAUACUGGGUCCCACAGCAUACGACAAUUUGUCUCUGAGAGCUUUGCUGGGGGGUCUGAGAAGGAAAGCACAAGUGGGAGUUCUGUGAGCCAUUACAUUGAGAGUGUUUGCAGUGGAGAUGCUGGUGGACCACAGCAUGCACAGGAUUACACCUCUGCUCCUCAGGGCUUUCAAGGAAUCCUCCCCAGUGGGUUAAGCAUGGGAGUAUCUCACACCCAACCCCAACAGCAUGAUAAAACUACUUUGGCCCCCUCAGCUCCUACAAACAUUCAUCAGCCUGCACCCAUGCCGAGCCACCAGACCACCACUGGACUCUCUGCUGUGCCCCAGCAGCAACUCACCUAUGCCCAGGCAGUUGCUAAUCAACCCCCAGUGGGAGUUCAGCAGCAGAAGUUGGCUUAUGCCACCUUACCACAGCAAUCAGUUGCUACCCCUCAAGCACCCACGAUGUCAAUGAGGCCACCUGAGUACACCCAGUCACAGCAAAGUAUCCCCCAUUCUGCUGCUGCUUCUCAGCCUUUGUCCAACCAAGCUGGAUCCACAUCUGCUGGGAUAGCUAAUGGAUCCUCCCAUAUGAUGGGAGGUCCUCAGCAGCCCCACUCUCUUCAAUCUACCAGCUCUAAUAUGCCCUCUCAUGUUGGUGUAGCAGGUGUGGGCCAGCAGCCUCAGAGCCACCCAAGCCAUUUGGAUUGCCAGCAGCAAAAGCCACAGUCGCUCCCAACACAGAUCCAAAACCAAGGGCUGAGCACCCAGCUGCCCGCUACGGUCCACCAGAGCCAGGUGUCUGCACCAAGUGUACCUCCCCCUAACCUUCAGAGUGAUCACCAGGCUCAGGCCCAACCCCAAGCCCACAACACUGGGAAUACUGCUCAGAUGCCCCCGCAGGGUGUUCCCCAUAGCCAACCGUCUUCUGUCGGCUUGACCCAUGACCACAGCAGUGCCCAGGCCCUGGCUCACGCUGCCCAGGCCAGUGCCCUGUAUGCCAGUCUGCCGAGCUUCACCACUACUCAGCUGCAGGAUGCCCAGCGGCUGCUCCUCCAGCAUCAGUCGGCCUUGUUGGGGCUGCCCAAAUUGUCUGGGGGGGAGGCUGGAUCUGGAUCCAACACUAGCCAUGGUCAGGAAACUGAGGGCAACGCCGCCACCGCCAGUGCCUUAACAGCACCAGCUGGUGUCAAGACUGUAGAUGGAGAGGAGGAUGGCUCAUCCGGAGCCAGCGUUGUGGCUAUAGACAACAAGAUAGAGCAAGCCAUGGACCUGGUGAAGAGUCACCUGAUGUACGCUGUGCGUGAGGAGGUGGAGGUUCUAAAGGAGCAGAUCAAGGAGCUGAUCGAGCGCAACUCCCAGCUGGAGCAGGAGAACACGCUGCUGAAGACGCUGGCCAGCCCCGAGCAGAUGGCACAGUUCCAGGCCCAGGUUCAGACCGGCUCGCCCCCUACCCCUCAAACAGCUGCCACACCGGGACCCGCAAGCACCGCUGCCCUCGCUCAGCCCGCCUCACACAGCUCCGGCCCCUCGGCAUAGCCUGGCUGCGUGAAAGACUUUGCGCUCUGCCACAGAGCCAAACUUUGCCUUCUGCAGCAGGAGGCAACGUUCAGAUGAGAAUUUGCACAUAUUUAUCUCAGAAGGAUGCAGCCAGCGGGACGAGCAGGGCUGUGCUCAGAGGUGCAGGGGAGGGCGACAAUCUUGAGAUGCUGGACAUGAAGUUGUUUUGAACACUUGCCAAAUAACCCUUUUGUCAUCAACUAGAAUGUCUUACCAAGAAACAGCUUAUCAGUGGCGAAAUAUACUUUAGAUUUAAUUAAAAAAAAAAAUCACUGUGCCUGAGUGAUGUCGAUUAUACUGGCAGUGGAGCAAUGGGAUUGGUUGAUACCUGUUUUGCAGAAUUAUGUAAAUAAAAGCGAUUCCCUCUCAGAGUUUCCAGUUUGAAGGACUUGAGAGAAAAGAAGAAUCCUUCUCAGAAUGACAAAUGAAGAAUGUGAGCAAUCAUCACGACAAAGUCCCCAUCUGGAAUGGGGAGUUCGGGGUGGGAGGGGAGGUUCUCCACAACAACAUGUUGCAGCAUUGAUGAUGAUGAUGAAUUUACUUCAACUGUGGGUUGAUGGGAUGAACAAACCAUGGUUUCUUACGGAGAUGAUGAUAUUCUAUUUUCAGUAUUUCAAGCUCCUCAUUUUGCCCUUGAUGAAGCUCAUCGUUGCUGUUUUCUCAACCCUGCAGUGGCAUGUAAUUUAAACCUUAUAUGACAGGGUUGAGACAUUUGGGCUAAGCUGCAUUUUUGUUUUCUUUGUUUUCCUAAAAGAUUCAAGAGGGCAGAAGAUGAUGUAUAUUUCUGUAUAGUGUAAGUAUCAUGUAAAAUAGUGAGGAGGAGGACAGAUGCUAUCUAGGUCACACAGAUUGAUGCAAAUGAUUGCCCAGCCUGUGUCAUCUAUUUUUAAUGCUGUAUUUUCAGGACUGUGGAUUGACACGGAGUUUAGGUUAUUUUAGUGACAACAAGCAGCCGACUAUGUUGUCCAUACCCUUACUGCAACAUUAACUCUUGACUGUAAAACCAUUUCCACUUGUCUCUUUCUUUCUGGAGUAUUGCACUUUUUUUUUUUUUUUUUACUUUUUUUUUUUUGUUUGUUUUUUGACAGUGAAGUACUUUUGGAUGAACAAUAUCAUAAAUAACUCAACUUUAAAAAAAACAAAAAUACAAACUCUGGAGAUGUUCUUUUUCAUUCUGUGUAUCAGUUGUAUGCUCAUGUUCUGUGCAUGUUUCCGCAAAGCCCGGAUGAGAUAUUGUAACAUACAUACCACAAUUGCACUUGACAGCUGCACUUCACAACUUUCAAUAAACAUGCUUAAGGAACAAAUGACAA
Archocentrus centrarchus (flier cichlid) is the source of this 3657-nucleotide messenger RNA. Its product is annotated as TSC22 domain family protein 1-like. Gene Ontology annotation, cellular component: cytosol; nucleus. The record is from RefSeq and is a predicted model, not a curated record. Bases 122 to 2323 code for a protein of 733 amino acids. The transcript has 4 exons. Gene Ontology annotation, biological process: regulation of transcription by RNA polymerase II; negative regulation of apoptotic process; positive regulation of cell population proliferation. NCBI's taxonomy places the organism in Eukaryota, Metazoa, Chordata, Actinopteri, Cichliformes, Cichlidae.